AUGUCCGCCACGCCAACCUCGGGCAUGGAAAAGCACGCUGAGGCGUCCUCGGCCGCGAUCCCCGGCCCGAACGGCCACCACUCGCCUGAUCUGUCUAAGCUCGAGGCAAACGCUACCCCUCUCAGAGACGGCAUAGGCGACCACAGCUUGGCAGCCGGGGCAGCUGAGGAUGUUCCCGCUUCGCCAAAAAGUGUCCACGGUGUCAAGUGGGCGCUGGUGGUCGUCUCCAUCCUGUCCAGCAUCUUCCUGCACUCGCUCGACAACACGGUCGUCGCCGACAUCACACCCGCCGCCGUCAACGCGUUUAGCGACGUCCUGAAGCUGCCGUGGCUGUCCGUUGGAUUCCUCCUCGGCAGCGCCGUCGGCGUGCUGCCGUUCGGCAAGCUGUACGGGCUGUUCAACGCCAAGUGGCUGUACCUCAGCUCGCUGGCCGUGUUUAACGGCGGGUCCGCGCUGUGCGGCGGCGCGCCCGACAUGGACGCACUGAUCGCGGGCCGCGUGGUCGCCGGCCUCGGCGGCAUCGGCCUUUACCUCGGCGUCAUGACGCUGCUGUCGGUCGGCACGUCGGACCGCGAGCGCCCCGGCUACCUGAGCUUCGUCGGGCUCGUCUGGGGCGUCGGCACCGUGCUAGGUCCUGUAGUCGGCGGCGCCUUCGUCGAGUCGCCGGCCACGUGGCGCUGGGCCUUUUAUAUCAACCUGUGCGUGGGCGGUUUGUUCGUGCCUGUCUACGUGUUCCUACUACCGUCAUUCGAGCCGCGCAGGGGCGCGCCGGCGGCGGCGUUGCUGCGCGAGAUGGAUGUUAUGGGUACGAUUCUUGGCGCGGGUGCCAUUAUGACGCUUGUCAUGGCCAUCAACCUGGGCGGCGCGCCGUACGCGUGGAGCAGCGCGCAGAUUAUUGCGCUGUUCGUUGUGUCGUUCGCGCUGUUCGCCGUCUUCGGCGUCCAGCAGAGCUACGCCGUCUUCACCUCGCGCGCCGCCCGCAUCUUCCCCGCCCACUUCCUGCGCAACUGGAACGCCGUGCUGCUGUUUUGCUGCGACGCGGCCGUUAACUACUCCUGUUUUAUUCCUAUUUAUUACAUGCCGCUGUAUUUCCAGUUCUCGCGCGGGGAUAGCGCCAUCGAGGCCGCCGUGCGUUUGCUGCCGCUCAUCUUCGUGCUCAGCGCCACGAUUCUGGCUAGUGGCCACUUCAUGACGAGGUUCGGCUACUUCCAGCCCUGGUACAUUGCCGGUAGUGCGUUGACGCUUGUGGGCGGUGUCUUGCUGGCACGCAUCGACGCAAACACGCUGACCGCGCGCAUCUACGGCUUCGAGAUUCUCGUCGGCGUCCGCAGCGGCUGCUGCGUGCAGGCCGGCUAUAUGAUGCUGGCGCAGAUGAGUGGCAUCCCCUUCGGGCUGGCCAUCUCGGGCGCCGUCUUCGUUAACGGGGCCGUCAAGCGCCUCGCUGCCGUCCUCGGUGACGGCGUGCCCCGCGACCAGCUGCAGCUGGCCAUCUCUGGGUCCGGUGGCGAGUACCUCGCGCAGUUCCCGCCCGACGUGCGCGCCGCUGCCAUGGCGGCCGUCGUCACGGCGCUGCGGACCGUGUUCAUUCCCGUCUAUGUCGGUGCCGCUGUUAGCUUGGUGCUUUCGGUUUGCUUCACUCAAAGAAAACUGUACAAGAGCGCUGUUGCUGUUGUCGCAUGA
Molecule: messenger RNA, 1680 nt
Organism: Lasiosphaeria miniovina
Lineage: Eukaryota; Fungi; Ascomycota; Sordariomycetes; Sordariales; Lasiosphaeriaceae
Product: major facilitator superfamily domain-containing protein
Exons: 6
Coding region: 1-1680 (559 amino acids)
Biological process (GO): transmembrane transport
Cellular component (GO): plasma membrane
Molecular function (GO): transmembrane transporter activity
Source: RefSeq, a predicted model, not a curated record